This is a messenger RNA of Cydia pomonella (codling moth), 3476 nucleotides long. RefSeq lists its product as uncharacterized. The transcript has 2 exons. The coding region runs from base 655 to 3072 and encodes 805 amino acids. The record is from RefSeq and is a predicted model, not a curated record. Lineage: Eukaryota; Metazoa; Arthropoda; Insecta; Lepidoptera; Tortricidae.
AAAACUUGUACAUUUCACUUGACAGCUGAUAUGACAUGUCUGCCAAUUACAAAGCAUGCUAAUCAUACGUUUGCAUAAAUUAAAUCUUAAAAGUAUGUAUUUAUAUUUCAUUUCAAAUAUUAAUAAGCGAGUAUAAGUGAACAUAUAAUAAUAGAAUAUAAAUGAGUACAGAUCAAAUAAAACCAACUAUUAGAAGUUUUUGGAACAAAAAAAGUUAAGUUUUAGGAGACCGUAUCAUAUUUCAACUCAACACGACAGAAUACAAUACUCACUAGGAGACUCAACACAGACAUUUCCCAAUAAUGCUAUUAAAUGAUGAAACGUUACAUGACUGGUCGGCUGUUCUAAAUGUCUAAAUCUCUCAUUUUCACUUGAGAUAAAUAUUUAGACAGUCAGGCACUUGAAACACAAAAAAAGCAAAAUACCAUUUAAUUUAGUAUCAAAUACCUCUGCUCAAACGCUCCCUUAUAACGGAAUUUUUGACAUUUAUUUCAAAUGAUAUUUGCAUCUCUUGCUCGCUUGAGUCGCUAAAGUCGCCUCGCUCAUAUUUCAUUUCGAUUAAAAAACGUAAAUCUCAAUUAUAAUUUUCAAAGUGCGGGGUAAAUUGAACUAGUUAACAUGGAUUAGAAGUGCUAGUGAUCAGAAAGUGUCAACAUGGCUGUAUCUGCGCAGCGGGACCUUGUGAGCUUGAUGAAAACAGAAACAUUCUUGAACGUUUCCAUUAUCAGCAAGUUGCAUCCUCUGCCUUCUGAUUUGAAGCAAUUAUUCAAUAAAGACACUUUGGAGAAGCUCACACAGCUUGUGUUUAAUCCUCUUUCGUAUUAUUUAGUCUCUAUUGUGGACCCAGGAAAAGCGUCAUCAUUUUCAUGGCCCUUGUAUGACACCAAGACUGAGAAAGCUUAUAGAAAUCAGCUUUCAAGCUUUAUAGCAGAUUACAGUAGUAAAGGCUUGCUUUCUCCAGUAAUGUCAUCGUAUUUAGUGAAUCCAGCUUGUUAUAAAGUGACUCUGUUUAUGUUUCAACUGUCCCAAUUGGCUGUACAGGGCAUGCUUAAGUCCAUGAUGAAGACAGAGGAACAAAAAAAGCUUUACGCUGAAGUUACUGAAAGAUACAAAUCUCAAAAUCAGGAAGGUAUAGCACAAGGAAUUGAGAAAGAAAAUAAAGUUGUUUUGCUGAAGUUAUCUAAUUAUUUACAAAAGAGAAAGAAUUAUGAGAGAAUAGCAGAGUUAUUUAGAAAUGGGAUCACUUCAAUGGAGGAUAAAUUGACUAAAUUAAAACCUAAGGAAAAAGUUGCAAGUUUAGUGGAUAGCUUUGUAAAAGAUAACUCAUUAGAUGAAGAAACUAAAGUAAGUAUAUUAGAGAUAAAGAACUUUAACAAGCCUGCUCGAUACUUCAGCAAAUGGCUUGAAGAUAUUGACUCAGAGCUAGUUAACUUAGAAACAGAAUGGAACACAAAAAUGUCACCAAUUGUAAACUCAGCAUCAAAAACAAAGGAAUUAAGUAAAGAGUUAAUAGAAAGGCAAACUGGAGAGGCGGAUAAAAAUUCUUUCACACUUGAAUAUAAUCCGAAUACUGACGAAAUUAGUACAAAAGUAUUAGAAGAAAAAGUUAACAGUCAGCAGAAAUAUAUACUUAAAAACAUAGUGAAAAAUGACAGGCUAAGUUUCCCAAAUUUAAUUCGAGGUUACAUAGUGGCAGUGAGUUACAUUUUAAAGAAUAAACAGAUUGGGGAUGAAAUAGUACGAUUUAAUAAGUACUUGGAGCAGAGUAAUAUGAGUUAUUUAGAGAUGGUGGAGGCAAUGAGAGUUUUGACGGAAAGAUUGAGAAAUGCAGAGACUCGUUUGGAGCCUGCACCACUAUCAUUCAACCAGUCAAUAUCGAUAAAAGACAUCAACGAAAUACCACCACUACUAGAUCUCUCAGAUCUUUCAAUGAAAAAGGACAACAAUGCUUACCUUGACAUGUUCACUCCCCUCGGCGCAACCAAACAUCACUUCAACUUAAGAAGAACUAACACAACAUCUUUUGUCAAACCACAGAAUAGAUCCUUAAUAUACCAAGCACCGAGAGAUGAUUUCCUGAAGAACUUCAUAACGGGGCCUUAUGACCGUCAGAAUUCAACUACGAAUAUGCAUAAUUUGUCAAUCAUCUCACAAGUACAAGCGAGAAGCAAUGAGACUAUCGCCGAAUGUUCCGCAGGCUUCACAAAACAACAAAUACAAAGAUUACUGUCAACUCACAAGAAAUCUAGCAGCACGAAGAAACACAAGUUUAAACUUGAUAGACCAAGCAUGAUCAUCAAAAAAGGUGGCCUAUUCAAUGCUUCAAGUACUUCAAAAGCUGGUUUUAAUAUCUCAAACACUUCGAGUGAAAACGGACUGUUCCGGUGUCAUUCCUCGCCAAAUCUGUUUGAGAAUAAAGAAAAUAAAUAUGCUAAGAGGAUUAGAAAACUGUCAAUCAUGCAGGAAGGCAGUCCUUCUCUUUUAGAAGUCUCUGGUAUCAUGGCUUUGGAAGAAAAAAAUACGCCAAAGCGAGAGAAGUUACCAAUUAUAAAUUCUCUGAAUUAUCCAAUUCCGACUAUAGUCAUAACGCCAGCAAAAGCUAAUAUCAUAGACAAUUUGAACGAUAAUAUAAACAACAUUGAAAAAAAUAGCAUAGAGUCUGGUAUAGCCUCUAUGUGCUCAAAGAAUUCCAUAGAUAACGACAAUCAUACGCCAAAAAGCAGGAUUCCAGUGCCUAUAAAACAAACAAGCUCUAUAGAGAAGAUUAUCAAUAGAUUCAAGAAGGUACGCGCAAAUGUUAUCGCACAAGAGGCUAAAGAAGAUGAGAUAAAGACAAUAUAUGAAGAAAAAGAAAAUUGUAACGCAGUAAACGUAGACGUGUUCACAGCAAAUAAGAUCUUGUUGCCAGACCUAUUAAGUCCAAGUUGGAGUGUGCCUUCAAUGAAAGGGAGUGACUUUUUGGAGGUUUGCGAUGAUUUAGAAAAGACUGAAGGCGGGAGGCCUAGAGAGAGUUUAGGGAAGGCUUUAGGUGUCGACAAAACGUUUUUAGACCAAUUCGAUCUAAUAGACUGAGCUUAUUUUGUUUUAUUCACCAUGUUUUUGUUGGAUAAUCCGAUAAUAACUCUUACAUUUUCAGAAAUUAAAUAAGUUGUAAUAAUUUCCAGUCAUCAGUAUUUCUAAAAAUCAGAAACCCUUUGAUUCGAAAUUCGAAAAUAAUUCCGGAGUACCCAACUUUCGGCCUGUGUUGUAUGUAUGAAGUAAAACAAAUUUUAUAUACUAAAUAGCCGGGUCCACACAGAGCGAGCAUACGCGCGAGGCAAUUUCCUCACGCACAAACUGGCCAGUGUAGACGUGCCUCGGCCGAGGAAAACGCACGCGCCGCCUCAGCCGAGGAACGUCUUCACUGGCCGGUUUGUGCAUGAGGAAAUUGCCUCGCACGUACGUGCUCGCUCGCUCGCUCUGUGUGAACCCGCCUA